AUGAGAUCCCCUAUGUUUGGUGGUUUCUCUUCCUCAUUCACAAACAUUGGUUCAACAUCUUCAUGGUUCGAGAUAUAUGCUGCCUUUUCAACAUUCAUGAUGCUCUUAAGAACCGCAAUCAACGAUCUGAUACCCUUCAAACUUCGAAACUACAUUAUCUCAAAAGUCUCAUCGUUCUUCACAAAUUACCAACCCAACAACCAAGUCUCACUUCAAAUCGACCAGUUUUGGGAUGGACUCACCAACCACCUAUACUACGCAGCCAAAGAGUAUCUCCCAACUAAAAUCUCCAACACUUACAAGUCCCUGAAAGUUGGCAAAAUAUCGAAACACAACAACGUUCUCUUAGCUUUCGAUGGAAAACAAGUAGUCACGGACGAGUUUGAAGAUAUCAAAGUCAAAUGGAAGCUCAUUGAAAAUUCUAAAGAUGAUGAAUUUUUCGAAAAUCCUAGGAAGGAAUUUAAGCAUCAUAAUAAGUCAAAAGACUACGAUGAAAACGGAUUUGUGUUAAGUUUUGAUGAGAAAUAUAGAGAAAAAGUAAUGAAGAAGUAUAUUCCUCAUAUUUUAAGCACUUAUGAAACUAUAAAAGCAGGAAAUAGAACUCUCAAGAUUCAUUCUAUGCAAUCUGGGCCUUGGAAACAAAGUGAUUUAACACAUCCUGCUUCAUUUGAUUCAAUCGCUUUGGAUCCUGAUCUGAAGAAAUCUAUAAUUGAUGAUUUAGAUAGGUUCUUGAGGAGGAAGAAGCUUUAUCAAAAAGUGGGUAAGCCUUGGAAACGUGGCUAUCUUUUGUAUGGUCCACCAGGGACAGGAAAAUCUAGUCUUAUUGCUGCUAUAGCUAAGCACUUGAAAUUUGAUGUGUACGAUUUGGAUCUGAGUUCAGUGUUUUCUAACUCGGAACUCAUGAGAGCCAUGAGAGAAACAUCUAACAGAUCUAUCGUCGUCUUUGAAGAUAUUGACUGCAACACUGAAGUGCUUGAUCGAUCAAAAUCAGACAAGUUUUCAGAUAAUGAUUUUGUAGACACUCCUGGUGGUGGUAAGAUGGUUAGGAACAUGCCUAUGCCUAUGCCGAGAAAGUUUACACUUUCGGGUCUUCUUAAUUAUAUGGAUGGAUUGUGGUCAAGCUGUGGAGAGGAAAGGAUUUUGAUAUUUACUACAAAUCAUAAGGACAAAGUUGAUUCUGCGUUGUUGCGUCCCGGUCGAAUGGAUAUGCAUAUUCACUUGUCAUUUCUUAAAGGCAAGGCGUUUAGAAUCUUAGCUUCUAAUUAUUUGGACAUUGAAGAACAACAUGGUCCACUCAUUGAACAAAUUGAGGAGCUAUUGGGAAAAGUUGAUGUCACCCCUGCAGUAGCAGCAGAGUAUUUGUUGAGAAGUGAGGAUCCUAGUGUUGCUCUUGAAGCACUUGUUCAAUUUCUUCAAGAAAUUGAUGUUUCAAAAGUUGUUGUAAAUGAAGAGAAUAAUCAGAAAGUUUAG
Molecule: messenger RNA, 1470 nt
Organism: Vicia faba (fava bean)
Lineage: Eukaryota; Viridiplantae; Streptophyta; Magnoliopsida; Fabales; Fabaceae
Source: the annotation of a GenBank genome assembly